CGAAAAGCCAAGUUAUUACGCCGAGCUUUACAAGCGACAUAAUUUAACAGGAGCUCAUGUUAUUAAACUUGGACCUGGAAAUGAUGAGGCUGCCAGAGAAGCUUUAAGAGUGUGGCCUGGUGGUUUACAAAUUGGUGGUGGAAUUACUCUUGAUAAUGCUAGGGAGUGGAUUGAUGCUGGUGCUGACAAGGUAAUCAUUACAUCAUAUCUUUUUCCUGAUACGAAAUUUUCACUUUCUCGAUUACAAGAAUUUUGUGAUAAGCUUGGAAAAGAAAGAAUUGUUGUUGAUAUAAGUUGUAGAAGGCGAGGAAAUAAAUGGAUUGUGGCUAUGAACAAAUGGCAAACUAUUACUAAUAUGGAGGUUAAUAAAGCAGAUGUUGAAGGAUUAUGUCAGGGUAUUGAUACUGAGCUUGUUGAAUGUUUAGGAAAAUGGACACAAAUACCUACAACUUAUGCAGGUGGAGCAAAUUCAAUUGCAGAUCUUGAAUUAGUUAACAAGUUAUCUAAUGGAAAGGUAGAUUUAACAUUUGGAAG
Messenger RNA from Dentiscutata erythropus, 534 nucleotides. The record is from the annotation of a GenBank genome assembly. NCBI's taxonomy places the organism in Eukaryota, Fungi, Glomeromycota, Glomeromycetes, Diversisporales, Gigasporaceae.